CUGAAAGCGCACAGUGAAUGGAGGAGUAGCCUUCACUACCGCUCUGCUUGGCGCUGGAGUGCACUGUGUUUAUAUUCCAAUCGGGAGAAAGAACGACCGUUCUGGAUGUAGCCUCCAAUCAUGUUGUCGGCGUUGGAUUGUGCAUCACCACCGCAUGUGUUUGAAUAUUGAGAGCUGGGAGAUAAGGGCUGCUGACUGGAAUUGUAGUCAUGGGAGGCCAGAUAACGCGAAAUGCCUUGUACGCAGACUCUCUGGGCGGUCCGUUCCCCUCCACCACCCACCGAUGCCACCACAAGCCCAAGCGCUGCCUGCCCAUCCAGCAGUGUGGUGUUGGGGGCGGGGGCCAGAGGAGAGGCCUGGCCAUCAGUCCCCUGCUCUUCCACCCUAACACCAAGGGCUCCCAGAUCGCCAUGGACCUGGCCCAGAGGACCGUCAAGAGGCAGGCCAGCUUCUGUAACGCUAUCACCUUCAGCAACAGACCUAUAGAGCUGUAUGAGCAGGUCCGAAUCAAGAUCACUAAGAAGCAGUGUUGCUGGAGCGGAGCUCUCCGUCUGGGCUUCACGGCUAAAGACCCGUCCCGUAUCAACCCAGACAGCCUUCCCAAGUAUGCCUGUCCUGACCUGGUCUCCCAGAGUGGCUUUUGGGCCAAGGCUUUACCUGAGGAGUUCGCCAAUGAAGGGAACGUCAUCGCCUUCUGGGUGGACAAGAAGGGCCGGGUCUUCUAUAGAAUCAAUGAGUCCAACCCGAUGUUAUUCUUCAGUGGGGUGAGAACAGGAGAACCGCUGUGGGCACUGAUAGAUGUCUAUGGGUUGACCCGUGGAGUGCAACUGCUAGAGAGUGAGAUCGUCCCUCCCGACUGCCUCCGUCCACGCUCCUUCACCACUGUACGCUCCUCCUCUCUCCGCCGCGAGGCAGAUGAAUCCCGCCUCUCUGUCAGCCUCUGUGACCUCAACCUGCAGCAAGUGGACGGCUCUGGCCCCGCACACCCUCAUAACCACGCCCAUCUCCACCUGGCCCCUCCCUCCGCCUCCUGCCCCAUCCCCCAGAACUCCCUCAACACCCAGCAGUCUUCUGUCCUCCCGCACUCCCUCGAAAGCGACCUCCAUUUCCACGCACUCCGCGGUGCCCACAUCAAGAUGCUCGACGAGCAGACAGUAGCGAGAUCCGAGCACGCCAGAGAGGAGCGAACGCUCGUCUUCACCGACCGGCCACUGCGUACCGGCGAGACCGUGUUUAUCAAGGUGACCAAGUCGAGCCCGGCUAGGUCGGGAUCGCUGUCCUAUGGCGUGACAUCAUGCGACCCCGCUGUGCUGCGCCCUAGCGACCUGCCCUACAACCCGGAGGCGUUAGUCGACCGCAAGGAAUUCUGGGCCGUGUGCCGAGUGCCCACGCUGCUCCAGAGCAGUGAUAUACUGGGCUUCCUGGUCAACCAGGAAGGGGAGGUGAUCUUGAGCCACAAUGGCACAAACGCGGGGAUGCAAGUGUGUGUGGACAACUCCCGGCCCCUGUGGAUGUUCUUCGGUCUGCACGGAGCCGUCAUUCAACUCAGGAUACUGGGUUCCACCCAACUCGGGGACCAGCCGGCGAGGGCUCCCUCCAACCCCAGCUCUCGCUCCUCCUCCCCCCACACUCCCAGCGCCCUAGCCCUGGCCCUGGGUAGUGGAAGCUCCGACCCUGUCCUUAACGGAGGCCUGGGAGGCCCCUGCUCCGGAGCCUACUGUGGUGGCUCCGCGGGAGGAACGACCCCCAGCUCGCCCGUCAGCCUCCCCAAGUCGCCCACCUUCCCAUCAGGCAGCGGGAGAGGGCCCGGGUGGCCGACUGGCGAUGAGUGUUCCAUCUGCUACGAGAACCACGUGGACACGGUCAUCUACGCCUGCGGUCACAUGUGUCUCUGCUACACCUGCGGCGUCAAACUCAAGAAGAUGUCCAAUGCCUGUUGCCCGAUCUGCAGGAGACAAAUCAAAGACAUCAUUAAGACCUACCGUAGCACGUAGGGGCCCUUGAAGCUAAGGGCCCCGAAACUGAGGGCCACAGGCAUAUUGAGGCCCCCAAGGGCCACAGGCAUAAGUUAAUGGGGAGAGGAGGAAGAAGGAGGGGAAAGACGUUGAGAGACUUUUAAGAUCAGGGAAAUGGACAAUGGACAGUUCACUAUGGUAUCUUUGUGUGAUGGAUUUUGAGGAAGAAUUUUGGUUUUUGUUUCAAAUACCUAUUUUUUUGUUGCCUGGUACAGUUAGUAGACCUGCACUGCAAAGGUCUCUUGCAUUGUGGUGGCUUUUGAAGCUGCGGGAGGGGGGGGUGCAACCCCGGCGAUAACUUUCUCUCUCAACUAGACGUUUUUAUUUUUCUUACUCUCUCCAUGGAUUCAGGAAGUUUCAGACUUUGAGGAGCGAAGACGUGAAACUACUUUUUAUUUUGUUGUUUGAGCCACUUCCAGACGACUGCUGCGAGUUUGGAAGCAAACGAGGUGGUUUCAAUUCAACGUGAUGCAUUUCUGUAGUAGUCAUAGGAUUCAUCAAUAGGAAGAUGACUACAGUUGUAUAAAGGUGUGAAGUAUAGGGACGUAAGUAUAUGACUUGAAGGAGUGCUGUAUCACCUCUUGCUCCUAUACAGUAAGUCAUAUAUUCUCUACCAAAUGUACUUGUGUGGUAGUUCUAUAGCACAUUCAUUGGUGGUAGCUGUCCUGUUGCGCUAGCUAGCUAGCUAGCUAUCUGCUUGCUCUGCGGUGUUGUAUGUUGCACUGAAGUCAGUACUGCACUCUCGGAAAUGCCCCAUCAAGAAAGGAGAGGAUACAGAUUAUUUUACACAAUAAGUUUAAACAACCAACCAAACAAUGUCACUGGCAGCCUCAGCUUCCAAACCAAUCCCAUAAUUUGUACCCACAUCAUGUGACAGGAAGCAGGAAGUGAAAGUACAGUUAUUGGGUGUUCCUCAGGUCCAGCUGUUUUUUGUAACGCCCCAAAAUGGUGACAGUUUCCCAAACACCAGCCCAAUACACUGUGAGUUCAGUGAAACUGAGACAGUUUCUCAUAAAAAUGGCUCCUUUCACCGCGCUCACACAUACAUACAGUAGCCAUGGGAUUGUUGCCGUGGUAAUAGUGUUCACCGUCGAUCUGACACAGCCCCCUGCCUUAAUUUAUGAACAGUUAAUUUGUUACAUGCGGAUGUGUGAUAAAUAAUGCUUUGUUUAUAUACAUAUUUUUCACCAAGACCCCUUACUGAAUACCAAAUACGAUGUUGUGUGUCGGAAGAAAGGCUUCAGAAACAGGACGUCAGAAGCUCAGAGGAUAAAAAGCACAUAAAACUAAAUUGAAUUGACCCCAACUUAUUUUUAUAACUCAAAAUACUUACUGGUCAAAGGUCAUUUACAUCACAGACAGUCAGUAAUGUGUACACAACCCUAACCCUAUCACAGUACUACUCUAUCAUCUGCAUAGUGCUCCCACCAGCAACAAAUACCCUUUACAGUUACACACAUUAAUGUAGGGUUAUGAGAGGUAGAUGGGAGUUCCUCAAUGUUACAAGUUGAUAUACAGUCGGUUACACGUGUUGUCACUUACCCCAUAUGACUUUUAUCACUUUGGGGCGAAUCCUAAUUGACAUUUAUGUCGAAUUAUCACUCAAUCUCCCAUUGACAUCAAUGCAUGACUACGUGACAAUGUGACUUUGUAAAAGUUAGAAUUUUCCCCUUAAUGAUCAGUAUGUGUCAUAUAUCCCAUUGAAAUUCCCCUCAUGCUUGUGUGUACUGGAGCUAUAAGCCAUAGCUUUCUACCGAGAGCUGAAAAGGCUGUUCUUUUAACACGUUUAUGUUGCAUCCUGGUAUAAUUAAUAGAUAAUAGAUAAAUGGGGCUGGAAUGUAAUGCUGCGACAGUAUUUGCCAGCUCUCUGUUUUUGGUGCAAAUACUGACAGAUGUUUCGUAUACAUCCUCUUUACACUCCCAAACAGAACUUUGUGUUUUAAUUAUAUUAUACGCUACUGCUUGAAGUGUUAAUUUACAUUUCGAAUGUUAAUUUAUGUUUUAAGAUGAGGCAAAUCGUUUUUAUUGGUGUGGUUGGUAGUAUCGAGAGAGAAAAAACAUAUUUUGUCUGCUUUUUGAGUUUGUAAAGUGUUUUCGAUUGAUAAUCAUGAUUGUAAUGUUUGUUUUCUGGUUGAUUGAAACCAUGAAAUAAUCAGCUAUUUCUACUUCUACGAUGUAUCCUAAAGCCAGGAACUAUAUUAUCUUGUACCUUCCACCAAUAUCUGGGACUCCCUGCAGUAUACAAUCAUAACACCUCGUUGCUUUGGGUACAAGAUAAGCACAGAUGCAUUCUUUUACAACCCUGAAUAUUCUGGCGCUACAUUUUCUGUCAUUUAUACCUUGUUGUUUAAGCCUCCGUUUGAGUCCUAAACAGUUAUGUUUGUAUAUAGUUUGAAGGCCGUCGUUGUAUGGCAAUGUUAAAUGUCACUUUAUAAGAAUCCUGAUUGUACUUUUUAAAUGGUCUAGUCUAUAGGUAAUCUCUGGCAUAUUCUAUCGCAGUAUAAUUUUUGUGCUCAUUCUAAGUGUCCGACCAGAUCCGAAAUCCAAUAACAAAUCAAUUUGUUAAUCCACCUCAUAAUUUGCAUAUUCUGUGCUAAAAACACGUAAUUUCCCCUUACUUCAAAAGUUUAUUUGUAUUUUUUUACUGACCCUUUAUUCAAGGAAUUUAUCCUACAAUCACUAAUGUAAACAAUAGUCAUUGGACAUACAGUCAUGUAAUAAAUGGCAACCUAUAAUAAUGUAAAAGUUAAAUAUCAUGCAAAAAAAACAAGACACCUAAAUUGCUACCUAUCGUAUUUAUUGAGUUACAUACAGGGUUAAUUGAAGUGGUCUGACUCUUGUCAGUAGUCAACAGCUUAAAGUUCAGCCCAACAUCUUUGUUGUCACACAGAUACUAUGACAAGGGCCCAGAAUUUUUCCUGACCUAGUGACCUGGAAAACUCAGGGACCUAGCUAUAACACCAACCAGUUGCAGUGUGAUACCUAUUUACCAAAAAAUACAUUUUUGGUUUCCCUCCUGAUUGUUUGUCGACCCUGUAUUGUAUUGUAUCUAUCUUCCAUUGAAGAGUUUUGAUCUCAGAUCCUACUGUCCUUGGGUGUUUGCUUUCUUCUUCUACUAUCCUCCAUUUUAGAAAGCCUCUUGUUUAGAUAUCACUAGACAGGUUUCACCUGGGAAAGAUACUUUUUUGGGGGGUAUCUUUUAGUUGUUUGAGUUGAUUGUUCACUCCGUCCUAGUUAGUGAACUUUGGGACCAAUAGAAGACAAGCUACAAAACAAAAUGCUACAUCCCAAUCUCCUAGGCCAGCAUUUAGACAAGAGUUCAGGGGUCAUUCAGAAUGCUACACAUAGAAAUGUAAGGCUAGAUCAAACACGAUUGCUCCUAUUUUCCAUGAUAAAGAAGAAUAUCUGUUCUAGAAAAUAUAUUUCCAUCUGAACAUUCUGUAACGUUGCAUCCACCUGAAAAAGCCUCUCCAUGAUAGUCUGCAACCAUUGGGCAACGUUUUCAAAGGACUUCUUCAACACUCUUUUGUACUAUGUUGUGAUUCAGCCAUUGUUUAAGAUACUUUGCAAACCUGUGUUUAUUUGAAAACUAGUUUCCAAGUGAUCUGUUUGUGAGCUCUGUUAAAUGUGAGUCGGACAAUUGUGUCAAUAAACUUUCCAGACGUGUUUCAAAUAAGUGUCUGCGCCUGCUUUUCUCAUAA
Coregonus clupeaformis (lake whitefish) is the source of this 5716-nucleotide messenger RNA. RefSeq names its product E3 ubiquitin-protein ligase NEURL1-like. Gene Ontology annotation, biological process: negative regulation of Notch signaling pathway; nervous system development. NCBI's taxonomy places the organism in Eukaryota, Metazoa, Chordata, Actinopteri, Salmoniformes, Salmonidae. Bases 210 to 1994 code for a protein of 594 amino acids. Gene Ontology annotation, cellular component: postsynaptic density; plasma membrane. Gene Ontology annotation, molecular function: ubiquitin protein ligase activity. The record is from RefSeq and is a predicted model, not a curated record. The transcript has 6 exons.